GGCCGCACUUAGUAGAAAUUAUUUACCGCAGAUGGUUGUUAUUAAGCUCGCGAGUCGGGAAAUUUAAUGUGAAACGUUUGUGCCGUGACAAAGUGCAUAAUUUCCGAUUCCAGCAACGUGGUUGCGCCUCGCGAAACUACGCAGCAAUUGUGUUAUUUUUGUGGGGCUAUUUGUGAACGAAUUAAAAUUGCCUCCUAUCUCGUUGGCAUUAAAGAGAUACAAACCUAAGUUGGAUACAGCGCUCAUUCAUUAAGUAUGUUACAAGCUGACAAUUCCAAGUGAUCAGAAGAAGUGUUAUCCUCGUGAUGCCCUUCGAGAAGUGAACAGAUUUUAUCCUCCAAAUGAAAGUGCAUUUUCUCAAAGUGAAGUGAACCAUGUGGAUUUGUUUGUAGGCAUCACAUUUUCGGUGCUAAUUGAUUCGAAGAACUUCGUUCGCGUGCACAGAAUUCUAAAGACAUUUUACGGAGCUCGCAUCCCAGCGUCACCGACGAUAAAAUGACAAAAAAGUACAGCGUGGUCUUCAUUCGCCAUGGCGAGAGCGAGUGGAACAAGAUGAACCUCUUUUGCGGCUGGCACGACGUCGGGCUCAGCGAAGAAGGAGAGUGGGACGCCCUGGAGAUUUCAGCCGCCUCACUGAAACGUGAAAACUUCACCUUCGAUGUUGCGUUCACAUCCUGUCUGCGUCGAGCCAAUCAGACCCUGGAGGUAGUUCUCAGAGAACUCAAUCUCACACACAUCCCCGUUCAUCAGCUGUGGCGUUUGAACGAGCGUCAUUACGGUGCCCUGACCGGCUUCAACAAACGGCAGAUGGCCGAUAUCUACGGUGAGCCGCAGGUUCAGGUGUGGCGCCGAAGCUUCAACGUUCCACCACCACCGAUCGAACCGGACAAUCCCUACUACGGCGCCAUUCGGAACAAUCCCAGAUUCCGGCACAUCGCCGACACGGACUUUCCUCUGACGGAAACGCUGGAAACGACCAUGCAACGGGUGAUUCCGGAGUGGACUGAUACCAUCAUUCCAGAGGUGCGCGCUGGCAAGAAGGUCCUGGUGGUUGCCCACGGAACCAGUCUUCGUGGUUUGGUCAAACACAUCCAAGAUAUUUCAGAUGCCGACAUCAUGAAGUUCAACCUACCGAACAGUAUUCCGUUCAUCUUCGACUUCGACGAGAACAUGAAGAUGGUCGGUGGGAUUCGGUUUCUGGCUAAUCAGGAAGACGUCCUCAAGGCUAUGGAAAAGGUCGCAUCGAUUGGCAAAUAGGGCGGAAAAGCGGUCAGCUAAAUGAGGCGAGAAUAAACAGGGCCGAGUACGGAGGAGAGACAGAGACUAUGAGUAUUGCCGGAACUAUUAUGCGUUGAAGAAACUCGACCUACCUCAAAUGAAAAUUUACAAAAUGGACAACAGUUUGAAUAGUGGUUUGAUGCUGUACUGCGUACUGUAAAACUAUUAUCACUCGUUUAUCUCAGCCCGAAACCGAAUUUUUCGUUGUAAUCGUUAUAUGUUCCGUUAAGUUUAAUCAAAUGUGGAUUAACAUUUUAUUUAUACACAGAUAUUUAUAAAGAUAUUUAUAAGACAUACAUCGAUUCGUGAUACUUUUUGAUUAAUAAAGUUUAGUUUUAAAUUGA
This is a messenger RNA of Armigeres subalbatus, 1622 nucleotides long. RefSeq names its product 2,3-bisphosphoglycerate-dependent phosphoglycerate mutase-like. The record is from RefSeq and is a predicted model, not a curated record. The coding region runs from base 496 to 1257 and encodes 253 amino acids. The transcript has 4 exons. Lineage: Eukaryota; Metazoa; Arthropoda; Insecta; Diptera; Culicidae. Gene Ontology annotation, biological process: glycolytic process. Gene Ontology annotation, molecular function: intramolecular phosphotransferase activity.